CUACCGCUAUCACCACCAUCACCACCACCGCCGCCGCCGCCGCCACAGACACCUCCACCACCCACAGAUACGGCACUACCGAUAUCCCCUCCACCCGCCACCACCGGAGACCGUCGUGCCGACAACAACAACGACGACGACGCAGCGGCGGCGGCGGUACGUCAUGUCCAGGCCGCACCGGCGCCCGUCUGCCGUGAAGGUUCGCGCGCAGUUUUUACGUCGGCCCGCGGCCGCCAUGUGAGCGAAAUAUUUUCCUCCACGCACGCACACACACGCACACACAUUGUUGUCGCCGCCGCCGCCGCCGCCGCCGUUGUCGUCGUAGUCGUCGGUUUUCGGUCGUCGCGUUUCGUAUCGCCGGUGCACACGACCACCGCCGCGCCGCCGAUAUCGUCGUUCGCCGUCCGCUCAGUUCGCUGUCGACGGGGCCGCUGCAGAACGAGAUGAACAUAAGUCAAUAAUGGGCGGAAUGGAUACAGAUCAAUUAUAUUCCGUGCGUUGGAAUGAAUUCCACACAAGUAUUAUAACAUCAUUCAGACAUUUACUUGAUCAAGAAGACUUUAUAGAUGUUACUAUCGCUUGUGAUGGUCAAUCAUUUACUGCACAUAAAGUUGUGCUUUCUGCAUGUAGUCCUUACUUCAGAUCUCUGCUCAAGGCAAAUCCAUGCCAACAUCCCAUUGUAAUCCUUCGCGAUGUUAAGAAACAAGAAAUGGAAGCAUUAUUGAGUUUCAUGUACAAUGGAGAAGUUCGGAUUAAUCAAGAACAUUUACCAGAAUUUUUGAAAACUGCUCGUAGCUUGCAAGUACGAGGUCUUGUUGAUUUUACUAAAGAAAACCAACCAUCCUCAUGGGGAAGUUCAAGUGUAGUUCCAGUUGAUGUGGUUGGAAAAAAUAAAGCCAGUGAUAAUUUACCUAGCCCACCAUAUAAAAGACAACGUAACAACUCUGAACAGUUGACUACUCAACCAUUGACUCCUAGUAGUAGUUAUAAUGCGGAUAGAGAUAAAGAUACACCAUCACUGCUUGUUCAAGCAUUGGAAUUGAAUCAAUCACAGUCAAGUCAGAAUAAAAAUACAGUAGACUCGUCGGUUACUGGUCAUUCAUCCGAUGAAGAGGAUAGUAAUUCUGGAGAUUCAGAUGGCAGUCAUACAGUUAAUGAUAAUACACGUUCAGAUGUAAAUCAGCAAAACAAUGAUAUUGUUAUUCAACCUCAAAUAUCUCAGGCUCGACAUUCAAAACUAGAACCUGUAGAUUUUUUAUCAAGUAGUGGUAAUAAUCAUGACCUACACAAUACAUCAAUCUCAAUUGAACAACAAUCCAGGCAUUCUUUUCCUACUUCAAUUUCAUCCGGAGUUUCAAUUAUAAGUAGCUUACAAGGACUGCCAGGUCUAUUACCAGGUCCAUCAGGCUUACACAACAAUAGCCAAGAAAACAGCUAUGCCAGGAGAUCGAUCGAGAUGACCAGAGUAAGAGCAACCGACCCGAGACCGUGUCCCAAGUGCGGCAAGAUCUACCGUUCGGCACACACGCUCCGCACACAUCUGGAGGACAAACAUACCGUGUGUUCUGGAUAUAGAUGUGUACUGUGCGGCACGGUGGCCAAAUCGAGGAAUUCGUUGCACUCGCACAUGUCCCGUCAACACCGUGGUAUAAGUACCAAGGAUCUACCCGUGCAACCAAUGCCGUCCAAUUUCGAUCCAGAAUUGGCGUCAAAUCUGCUGCUAAAAGCUGGAGUCAAGGUAUCGCCGGCUGAAUUACGGGCAAGAGCUUCGCCAACAGACGCGGUCACUACCAGUCACCGGCGCAGCGACGGCAAACUGGACUUGCAGUCGGCUAACAGUAGCGUGUGCGGCGGUGACGACCCCGAGGACUUAACCGUGAACUCGUCCGGUCACCACCACAAUCACCACAACAACAACAAUAACAACCAUCACCACCAGCAAUACGGAAACAACAACAACAACCAACAGCGGUACAGCGAAUCACAACAACAGCAACUGUUGCAGCAGCAGCAGCACCAUCUCCACAACAGCGGUGGUGGCAAGUUUCCCACGGCCAUGGACUUGAUCGACAAUUACGCGCGGGCAGGCGGUGGCGGGGGAGGCAGCGGCGGAGGUGCUCUGUCACCGUUCCUGCCGGCUUUUGCGGCUUGUGGCAAAGACUUGCAGCCGGGUGACAGCAAGAUCUCACCGUACAACAACAAAGCGUUCCUGGACUCGUACCUCAAGGCACUGGUGGAGACCAACCCACCGCUGUUCUACGCAUCCAAGAUUGCCGGAGACAUGAUCAAACACGAGAUCGCGCCCGAUGACGCGGAUUACUCGUCAGCGUCCGACGAGGACGAUAUCGAUGAGGAUGACGUCGAUGAGGACGUCGAUGAAGACGUCGACGACGAAGACGACGACCGCCGUCGUCGGCGUGGGCACAGCAACGGUGGCGGAGCCGGUAGCGUCAACGACACGCCACUGCCGCUGCAAGCCGGCAAGAACUGAUCGGGCAAAUCCGCCCCCAAUCUCUCCCCCCUCCCAGCAGGCCCACCCAAUCUCACUAUCAACUCCGCACUACCAUCUACACCGCUGCCGUUCAUCGGUGCGAGAGCGCCGAAACAAAGUGUAAAAAAUUUAAAAAAAUCAAAAAAAAUUUAGAACUUAGGCCUUUUAGUUUUGAGUGUAUAUUGAAUAAAUCCGUGAUUCUUCGUCUGCAGGGCGAAAGAGAGAAGAGAGUACGUAUAUAAAAUAUUAUUGUAAUAUUAUUAUCAUUAUUAUUAUUAUUAUUAUUAUUAUUAUAUAAUAGCUAUAAAGUGUAGCGGUCAGUUAGGUCGUGUGUUUGAUGUAUUCACGGACAGAACUACCUGUAUUGUAAGAUCUAAAAUUUAUUUUUUUAAAGACUUCAUGAAUGUAUACGUCAACGGAAAUUCUCGGAGGACAAUAAUUUCUAAUAUUAUACUUACUAAGCAAAUUUUAUCAUUAAACACAGUACAAAAAUUUUUGAUGAUUUAAUCCCACAGAAGACAACGUAGAUCUAUUUUCUGAUCAGGUGUUUUUUUUUUUUUAUUAUUAUUAUUAUUAUUAUUAUUAAUCAAUUUUUUUUACGUUUUUAUUUAUUUACGACUAGUCAUUAAAUUGUUUAACAGUCUAACAUAGCAGUUCAAACAUGUUUGUUCCUAAAUGUUUUUAUCAGAUUUUUUUCUUUUCGUUCGUGCCAUAGUAUAUAAUAUACACCUAAAUAAUAAUAUGAUAUUUACGAAACCUUUUACGGGUUAGACUCUCUCUAAUAUUAUAUAGAUACCAUACCAUUCCUCUUCAACUACCUCAAUCGUAGAUGUUAAAAUGUGUUUUUUGCUUACGCCAAAUAAUAAAUCGAUCACAACCUCUUAACACAAGACUUGAAUUACAUUGUUACAUGUAUAAUAUAUUUUUUCGUCUUUUAAAACAUGCCAUAUACACUUGUUAGUUAAAAGUAGGUACACUUCCUAACUAUAAACCAGUAUUAAUAAAAACAACUUUAGUGAUACAGCAAAGUUAUAUUAUUAUAUUUUUUUGAAAACUCGUAGUACCAUUAUUAAAAAAAAAAAACAUCCCCUAUGAUUUUCAUUUUUUUAUUUAUUUAUUUACAUAUUUAUUUAUUUUUUAUCUAAUUAAACACAUUAUUGCUGUAUGUUGACCCGUUUGUUUUAAAAAUGUAUUUCAAUGAUAAAAUUGCUAAUAGUAUAGUCUGAAGACUUCCUCAUUGCAUGUGUUCA
This is a messenger RNA of Rhopalosiphum maidis (corn leaf aphid), 3741 nucleotides long. RefSeq names its product protein abrupt-like. Lineage: Eukaryota; Metazoa; Arthropoda; Insecta; Hemiptera; Aphididae. Bases 461 to 2491 code for a protein of 676 amino acids. Gene Ontology annotation, cellular component: nucleus. Gene Ontology annotation, biological process: regulation of transcription by RNA polymerase II. The transcript is spliced from 8 exons. Gene Ontology annotation, molecular function: protein binding. The record is from RefSeq and is a predicted model, not a curated record.